Phoenix dactylifera (date palm) is the source of this 1262-nucleotide messenger RNA. Its product is annotated as large ribosomal subunit protein uL24c-like. NCBI's taxonomy places the organism in Eukaryota, Viridiplantae, Streptophyta, Magnoliopsida, Arecales, Arecaceae. Gene Ontology annotation, cellular component: ribosome. Gene Ontology annotation, molecular function: structural constituent of ribosome; RNA binding; DNA binding. Gene Ontology annotation, biological process: translation. The record is from RefSeq and is a predicted model, not a curated record.
GGGCAUUACCCCGUCGCCUCGCUAAUCUUCCCCACUAUAAAGAAAAGGACACGCUCUCCCACAGCUCCUUUUCGGGCCCUCAAAAGCAAGAAACCCCGAGAGAGAGAGAGAGAGAGAGAGAGUCUCAGCUCCCCUCUCCCUCGUGCUCCCAUCGGAUGAUACAUUUGUGAAGCCCCGGAAUUUCCCCUAAUCCCCUGCCAAACCCUUCCCUCCCUUUUCCUCUCUCGUAACUCGCUUUUUUCCCCCCUUUUUUAAUCCCUUCUUUGCUUCGGAAGCCCGCCGAUCCCGCGAUCGGAACCCUAGCCUUUACGUCACUGGCGAUGUCGCCCGGCUCCGACCGGUCCUCCACCAACUGCAUCUUCCCCCGCCCCGCCCGCGUCGUCCGCGGCGAGCCUGAGUGCGUCCCGGCCGCCCCCUCAUCGCCGCCGCCGCGCGCCCCGAUCUCUUUCUCGGAACCCCCCGAUCGGUCCCCUUCCCCGUGGAGAAGCCGGCUUGGAAUAUGCCGCCCAAUGGCUCCAAUGAAGCAGGCCCCGUCAUGGGGGGCCGAUUCCUGGCCACCUCUCUCCGAGUCUACUUGGGUUUCUCCUAAAUCAUCGUCUUCAGAUACUCAAGGUCAUCCAAUGCUGGCAACUUACAAGUAUGAUAAAGACAAGAUCAAUUUUGUGGAUAAGCCAUGCACAAUUGUUAUGAGGCUUCAACGUUGGAGCGUAAGAAAUGUAAACCAAACAGCCUCCCCCAUAGUUGCAAAAGAUGUCAUGUUAAAGUGGCGACACUGUGAAAAUUAUCUCAGGUCAUGAGCAAGGCAAAAUUGGAGAGAUUACUCGGGUUUUCAGGCAAUAACAGUACUCUGAUUGUAAAAAGACAUGAACUUGAAGACAAAACACAUGAAGAGUAGAGAACAGGUGGAGCAGGGCAGAUUGUGAAGAUUGAAGCACCUAUUCACAGCUCAAAUGUGAUGCUUUUACUCAAAGGAAAAACAACUAGCGAGCAGAGUGGGCAUAAAAUCCUUGAGGAUGUGACCUCAUUAAGACUGGUGAGAUAAGUUGACAGUGCAGAGAACUGAAAAAGUGUGAUUAAAGAAAGAAAGAAGAAAGAGAAAAAAAAAUCCGCUUAAUGUGAAGCAGCUGAAGUUCUCUUCAUGAAUGUGCUUGUUGACUCCAUCGCAUAUAUUUUAAUUUCUUGCACUCACGUUCCCAAAUAUUUUGUUUCAAGUUGUGUUUUCAACUCAUUCCAAAGUUCCCUUCAAUAGCAUAUUGAUAUCA